CAGACAGCAGAGCAGAGCCUAUACCUGAGAAGCUGCCCUCCAGAUCAGAUAACCUACCGCGCUCCAGGAGGCCCUCUCCUCCUGAAAGGACUUUAGUCUUUGGAGCUGCCAGCUGAGCUGAGUGAGACAAGAGCUGAGCAGGGCAGGGCGGGCUGGGAAGGAAAGGAGGGAACAUAGGCAAGGGCUGCCUGCUGCCCACUCAAGACCCACAUCAUGGAGCCCAGGGGGUGCCAUUUGCGGAAGAGAGAUGGGCCGAAAGGGGAGCAGGAGGAGCGACCCUCUGGAGACGGAAAUGCUGAGACGCACAGAGCCCCAGACUUGGUGCAAUGGUCCCAACAUAUGGAGGCUGUGAAGACACAGUUGCUGGAGCAAGCGCAGGGACAGCUGACGGAGCUGCUGGAUCGGGUGAUGUGGGAGGCUGUGCAAUCCUAUCCCCAACAAGGCAGGCCUCUGCCCUCCAUUCCCCUAGAUUCCUUGAGCAGGACCCGGGAGCCACCCCUGGGGAAACAGAAAGUUUUCGUCAUCCGCAAGUCCCUGCUUGAUGAGCUGAUGGAGGUGCAGCACUUCCGCACCAUCUACCACAUGUUCGUCGCCGGCCUGUGUGUCUUCAUCAUCAGCACGCUGGCCAUCGACUUCAUUGAUGAGGGCAGGCUGGUGCUGGAGUUUGACCUACUGAUCUUCAGCUUCGGACAGCUGCCCCUGGCGCUGGUGACGUGGAUCCCCAUGUUCCUGUCCACGGUGCUGGUGCCCUACCAGGCCCUGCGUCUGUGGGCGAGGCCGGGGCCCGGGGGCGUCGCCUGGGCGUUGCGGGCGGGCCUGGGCUGCUCGCUGCUGGCCGCCCACGCAGCGGUGCUCUGCGUCCUGCCUGUCCACGUGGCGGUAGCGCACCAGCUCCCGCCGGCCUCGCGCUGCGUCCUGGUCUUUGAGCAGGUCAGGCUCCUGAUGAAGAGCUACUCCUUCCUGAGAGAGGCUGUGCCCGGGACCCUUCGUGCCAGAGGAGGUGAGGGGACCCGGGACCCCAGUUUCUCCAGCUACCUCUACUUCCUGUUCUGCCCCACACUCAUCUACAGGGAGACUUACCCCAGGACAUCCAACAUCAGGUGGAAUUAUGUGGCCAAGAACUUCGCCCAGGCCCUGGGCUGUGUGCUCUACGCCUGCUUCAUCCUGGGUCGCCUCUGUGUUCCUGUCUUUGCCAACAUGAGCCGAGAGCCCUUCAGCACCCGUGCCCUGGUGCUCUCUAUCCUGCAUGCCACAUUGCCAGGCAUCUUCAUGCUGCUACUCAUCUUCUUUGCCUUCCUCCAUUGCUGGCUCAACGCCUUUGCGGAGAUGCUACGAUUUGGAGACCGAAUGUUUUACCGGGACUGGUGGAACUCAACAUCCUUCCCCAACUUCUACCGCACUUGGAACGUGGUGGUCCAUGACUGGCUGUACAGCUACGUGUAUCAGGACGGACUGUGGCUCCUUGGCGGCCGGGCCCGAGGGGCAGCCAUGCUGGGCGUGUUCCUGGUCUCUGCAGUGGUCCAUGAGUACAUCUUCUGCUUUGUCCUGGGGUUCUUCUACCCCGUCAUGCUGAUGCUCUUCCUUGUCGUUGGAGGGCUGCUGAACUUCACAAUGCAUGACCAGCACACGGGCCCAGCGUGGAACGUGCUGAUGUGGACCUUCCUCUUUCUGGGCCAGGGCAUCCAGGUCAGCCUGUACUGCCAGGAGUGGUAUGCACGGCGACACUGCCCCUUGCCCCAGAUAACCUUCUGGGGGCUGGUGACACCUCGCUCUUGGUCCUGCCAUACCUAGAGGUCAGGGCACCCUCACUGAACAGAUGACACCAUCAAGUUCUUCUCUGCCUGCAAAGCCUGGACCAUGGCUCCUCUCUGCAUUUCCAAACAUGGUUCUCAGUCGAUGGGGCCUGCGUGCCGGACCCAGCCAGGGAAUUGCAGGGACUGAGGUCAUUGGACCUGUAGAUAGCUGAGCACAGACUCAGCAUGGGGGUGACUCGAGCCCUAUCCUCAUGGAUUGGGCACACGAUCCCCUCCCACCCCAUAACUGUCCAGACUUGGGGAGACUUGAGGGACCUUCUAGGUUUGGUGGAUGUGGGGGGACUCAGGAGAUCUGGAGCCACCAGGUUGAGAAGGGUUUUGUUCUUGACUUUGUACUUCUUCCAAUAUAGCAAUAAACUCUUUGUCUCCCUUUUUUCAU
Molecule: messenger RNA, 2193 nt
Organism: Propithecus coquereli (Coquerel's sifaka)
Lineage: Eukaryota; Metazoa; Chordata; Mammalia; Primates; Indriidae
Gene: SOAT2
Product: sterol O-acyltransferase 2
Exons: 15
Coding region: 214-1791 (525 amino acids)
Biological process (GO): cholesterol efflux; cholesterol homeostasis; cholesterol metabolic process
Cellular component (GO): endoplasmic reticulum membrane
Molecular function (GO): cholesterol binding; cholesterol O-acyltransferase activity; fatty-acyl-CoA binding
Source: RefSeq, a predicted model, not a curated record